Molecule: messenger RNA, 1134 nt
Organism: Malurus melanocephalus (red-backed fairy wren)
Lineage: Eukaryota; Metazoa; Chordata; Aves; Passeriformes; Maluridae
Product: translation initiation factor IF-2-like
Exons: 1
Coding region: 1-1134 (377 amino acids)
Source: RefSeq, a predicted model, not a curated record
AUGUGUCUCUGCAGCCUCACUGCGCGGGCUGGCAGCAGGGGAGGGGCACAGCCCGUCCCACGCGUGUCCCGGGGCCGCGGGCAGCACGGCAGCACGGCGGCCACUCGUUUGUGCGUGUUUCAAACGCGACUUCUCAGGCGCGCUCCCGCCGCAGGCCCCGCUCCUGAUCCUGCUCCUGCUCCCGCCGUUGGUUCCCGGCCCCGGCCCCUUGGGAGCUGCCCCCGCCGCGCCCCCGGCUCCCCCUUCACGGCAGCGCUCCCUCAGCACAGCCGCGUUCCCUCAGGACAGCCCCGCUCCCCCCUUCACGGCCCCGCUCCCUCAGGACAGCCCCGCUCCCUCAGGACAGCCGCGCUCCCCCCUCAUGGCAGCGCUUCCUCAGGACAGCCGCGCUCCUUCAGGACAGCCGCGCUCCCCACUCAUGGCAGCGCUUCCUCAGGACAGCCCCGCUCCCUCAGGACAGCCCCGUUCCCCCCUCACAGCCCCGCUCCCUCAGGACAGCCCCGCUCCCUCGGGACAGCCGCGCUCCCUCAGGACAGCCGCGCUCCCUCAGGACAGCCGCGCUCCCUCAGGACAGCCGCGCUCCUUCAGGACAGCCCCGCUCCCUCAGGACAGCCCCGCUCCCUCAGGACAGCCCCGCUCCCUCAGGACAGCCCCGCUCCCUCAGGACAGCCGCGCUCCCUCAGGACAGCCCCGCUCCCUCAGGACAGCCCCGCUCCCUCGGGACAGCCCCGCUCCCUCAGGACAGCCCCGCUCCCUCGGGACAGCCCCGCUCCCGCGCCGCUCCGCACCCGCGGCGGGUUCCGCUCCCGGGCGGUGACUGUGCGGCCACCGCGGAGCCCCCACACACCUCGGCCGUACCCGCGGCGAUCCGAGCCCCGCUGCUGCCCGGCGGACACUGCGUCUCUGCCCGGCCCGGCCCCGCCUCGCCCCGCCGGCCGCGGAGGCGGGACCCGCCCGGGCCGCCCUCACGGAGCCGCGGUGCACCCGGGAGCGGCGGGUCAGGCCCAGGGCCCAGCAAACCCGGCGGAAAGAAAAGCAGAACUUAUAAAUACGAGCAAGAAAAAGCCGUCCUGUCCGAGCACCCUUGGACGGACGGGAGGAACUAAGGGCUGUGGCCCAGACAGGCGCUGGUAG